UAUAAAAUAGUCCCUUGAGAAGAUAUAAUAAAAUGGUGGUGUGAGGGCAAAAAACACAGAGAGAUCCCAGUGCAGAUGAACAUAAAUAUUUAUUGAAAUAAAAUAAUAUAAAGGAGAGUCAGUAGCACGUCUGGGCACACAGGCCACAUCGAGGCAGAUGGCAAAAAGGCGAUGAGCACACACACUGGGUCAGAGAGAGAACCACACACGUCCGGGCUCCAGCCACACUUAAACGGACGGUGGGAGAGAGGAAGGAUGGCACACAGCACAGCAAGAGAAAUCCACAACUCGCCUGGGCGAGAGGAGUGAUCCUGUGGCGGGCAGAGAGAGAGAGAGAGCGUUAGUGGUGCUGAGUGCUGACAGGGAGAAGCUGGACAGCUCCCAAGGCGAAGGAUCGCCCUGCUGGACAGCGGCAAAGCCGUGAUGAGAAUCCUCUGCACGGAGAUGGAGAUAUAAGGCAGUCUUUAAUGAGAAGAUGAAACAGAGGAUCACUGAUGGAAACAGCAGCGGUAAACCAAAUCUUCCGGGUAGCAGAGAGCACAGAUAAACAGGGAAUAUACUAUUAAAGGUGCAGUAUGUAGAUUUUUGCGGAAUCUAGUGGUGAGGUUGUGCAUUGCAACCAACGGCUCAGUCCACUGCUCAUCCUUUGCUUUUGAAACGCAUAGAGGAACUACGUUAGCCGCCACCGGACAAACAUGUCAUCGUCGGAGACAACUUGGUAAAAAAAGUUUGUCCGUUAAGGGCUUCUGUAGAAACAUGGCAGCACAAAAUGGCUGGACCCUCUGUGUAUGUAGAUAAAAACAUCUAAUUUUAAGGUAAUAAAAACAUAACGGUAAAUUACAUGAAAGGUCUUUAUACACCCUUGAUCAUAUAGUUUUGUAAAAUAUUUAGCAUUUAUGUGAAGAGAUUCUUCUAAAAAUUACACACUGCACCUUUAACUGACUAGGAAAACUCACACGACACGACAAGACAAGACUAGGAUCUAGACAAGGCUAGAAACGGGCGAGCACAUACAAAGACGAACUUGCAACGAGACACAAAACACAAACACAGGGAAACAAAAAUACAGCAGCCGGUAAAACUGAAAUCAUGACAGGUGGGGUGUACUCACUUUCGUGAGAUACUGUAUAUGCAAAUUCUUUGGCUAUAAAUAUAACUGAAUUUAACUGUAAAUAAUGACAUUAAAUAUAAAAUAAAUAUUUGAAUUGGCAAAUAUAAUUAGAACACAUAGCUAAUACUUUUUUUUUUUUUUACAAAAUAUUACACAAACAUUCUGUAUUAAUUUUAAAACAGUUUAAAAUGUACAGGUCAAAGUUGCUUCCUGAUGUUAAACAAGCUGAUGACAUCAAAACCACAUUGGUCCUCCCUCACAAACGUGUGUGUAUUACUUGACUGCCGCAUGUAAGCUGCAUAUAACAAAAACUGUUCUGCAACCCCAAAACACUUUUCAAUAUGAUUCACACAAGUCGCAUCACCCUUCUGUUUCUGAUACUGUGCUCUCUGCAGUGGCGAGGAAAUACUCUCACCUCAAAUGCGUUUGACUCUAUAACAAAAGAAGCUUCUACAGUUGAAGGCCAUGAUAGCCACAACAAUGCUACAAAUCUGCCCAAGAGACCUAUUCUUCAGCCCAAAGAAACCGUUCCACUUCAGUUUACAUGCACUUUAAAGAACCCUCAGGGCAAAGUAUGUGUGCGGGCCAGUUUGGGAGUGGAGUAUGUCGUGAGGGUGAACAAAAAAAAUUAUUAUUACAACCUGAAUCCCAGCUUAAUACAAGCCACAGGAUAUUGUGGGGACACUAAAUCAGUGCUCUCAUUGGACUUUGAAGGUGGACAUCUAGAGUUCACCUUUAUAAAGGAAGGCGGUUUCUCGUAUGUGAAGACUAUUAAAGGUCUUUUGAAUCCCGCCCCUCCUUGUAAAAAAUGCCAAAGUAAACCCUACAUUGGAAUUGUGGAUCAUGAAAACCUGUUCAAAACUAGCAAUGGCCUGAGCUUCAAGUGCAAGUCUGAGACGAUGCUGAUACUGGCAAAUAACUUCAGAGUUAAACUUAUACCUCUGCAGAUGCAAGCUUUUGAUCUGGCUAAUGGAGCGUUCGGAAAAGAUGCUGAAUGCUGGGCGGAUUACAACAAGCGAAUGAUUCCGAUUAUUUUGGGAGCUGUAGCUGCAGCAGUUUGUCUCAUUGCAAUUUUGACCUUUGUGCUUGUCCGUGAACGUCGUGGACAAGGCUACGAACAACUCUGAGACUCUACAUGUGUGUUACAAUCAAGUGAUUUCAUAUUUUUUUUGCAUUAUUUGAAUUUCAGGUUUCAAAGAAUAAAUACUGUUGUCAUGUGCUCAGUAAAAUGACAUAAUCCUCUUGUAAUUGCUAAAUCUGAUGUGUAAAAAUAACAAGCAGGAAGCAGACUAAACAAAAAUUAAUAAAAGUUGUAAAGGUAUCAGUCUUACUGUUAUUUCAGUUAAUUAUAAUUUGAAUACAAUUAAAAACACUUACUAAACAUUUACUAAUUAACAAAAGGAAUAUAGCUUAUAAUGAACCACAAAAGACACUUUUGAAUAUGCAAUUAUUACACAGAUUUAAAUGUUUUUGACCAAAUCAAUUUAUAAUUUCCAUAACAUAGUAAUAAUAAGACAAUGAGCAAAAUGAAAACAUUCUUGGUGGUUAAAAAUGUUUAAUUAACUUGCAUAUAAGACAUUUUAAGGAGGAGCUAUUGAAAACUUUGUUGUUUUAUGUGUUUAAUUCAAAUAAAACUUUAAUGAGGUUUA
This is a messenger RNA of Misgurnus anguillicaudatus (oriental weatherfish), 2760 nucleotides long. RefSeq names its product lysosomal associated membrane protein 3 (gene lamp3). The record is from RefSeq and is a predicted model, not a curated record. Gene Ontology annotation, cellular component: late endosome membrane; plasma membrane; lysosomal membrane. Lineage: Eukaryota; Metazoa; Chordata; Actinopteri; Cypriniformes; Cobitidae. Gene Ontology annotation, biological process: establishment of protein localization to organelle.